AUGCCGCCAAAGCUGUUUAGUGCUGCACUGCAGUGGAUAAUGAAGUCACUCGAUUGUGAUGAGAAAGGCAUACGUAUUGGUGGAAUAUUCCUAUCAAACCUUCGUUUAGCCGUUGACAUCGUCACUUUCUCAGGAAGUACUAGCGAAGCAGAGACGAUGAUCAACGAGCUCAACGAAUCGGGAGAAAAGAGCGGACUGUGCAUUAAUCAGAAGAAGACCCAAUUCAUGAAAAACCCAUGGUGCGAAAACGAAAAAAUUGAAUUGGAUGGCUCUCUCACUGCAGAGACCACCUCGUACGUUCAUCUUGGGCGAUCCAUAAACAUGGAAAACAGCAUAAAGAAGAAACUUGAUGGAAGAAGGAGGGCGGUUUAG
Messenger RNA from Angiostrongylus costaricensis, 372 nucleotides. The record is from the annotation of a GenBank genome assembly. Lineage: Eukaryota; Metazoa; Nematoda; Chromadorea; Rhabditida; Metastrongylidae.